CCAACAUCCGAUGUGGCGGAAUGGUUCUCUUUGUCUCUCCAUAUUUUUUCCCCCCUAACAAAGAAAUGCGGGUAUGCCCUAAUCGACCUCAAGAAACAGGAAGAAGAAAUCGACACGCCCCGAGCACAAAAGGGAAAAUGGGAGAGACAAGGUAGUGGAUCCACCCAAGACCUCAACCAGUUAACCGACCAGACUAGACGGUCACUAAUGCCGACUAAUAGCGGCUAAGCCUGUUGGCCUCCGAAAAAAGCCAGGCCUCCUCGAUCGACGGUCGCGGCACAUUGUCGGUGCAUCCGUGCAAAUGUGGUCUAAACGAGUGAUGAGCGUAAUAUUAUGAUGAAAUAGACGGAAUAGUCCAGCUGCCGAAUAGGACUUGUUGUACUUUGAUUCGGCCAGCUUUUUUAGACACCGCAGAUCUGUCUCUCAACGGCGGUCCCGCUAUGCACCUGUUGACGAGUCUGAUUCAAGCGUGCAGUUGGGACCACAGUUAUUCAUUCUUCACCAUUCUCCCCUUUCUGUCCCGGCUUUUCUUUUUUUGGUUAAAUUUUCUCUUUUUCAUUUCUUUUGGUUUCUUUUUCGUCUUUUUAUUUACAAUGAUUAUUAUCUUAAUUAAAUAGUGCUAGUAUCUUUCCCCCCUGCCCCGGAUUAUUUAUCCCUAUCAUUCUACCAUCACCCUCUCUUCCCUUCUCCCUGGAAUUGUGGUCGUAUCGCCUCGGUCCCUGCAAGGAUGGCGACUCGUAACGAAGGACCAUCUGAGCACGUACGGAAACAGACUCCACCGCAGAGUCCACCGUAUGAGCCAGAAGUACCGGAGGAAGUAACGGAGGAAGUACCGCAGGAAGUCUCAGAAGAAGACCCAGAGGAAACACCCCAGGGACACAUUCAGGGGGUUAUCGAGCCUGAUACCUUCUCAGAUGGGGACAACGAUUCCUUGUAUGCCUCAUCAGUGGGGGACGCCAGUUAUACCACCAGUAUUACUUCCAGUGCGAUGCAUUAUCAGUAUAAUGGUCGCCGGUAUCAUUCGUACCAUGAGGGUGAAUAUAUUCUGCCGAACGACGAACAAGAACAAGAUCGUCUGGACUUGAGCCAUCAUAUCUACCGAAUGGUGUUGAAAGGUGAACUACACGCGGCACCGAUUAAGAACCCUGCCCGUGUGCUGGAUAUCGGUACGGGAACCGGGAUCUGGGCUAUUGACUUUGCAGACGAACAUCCUGAAUCAGAGGUGAUAGGAAACGAUCUCAGUCCCAUUCAACCGUCAUGGGUCCCUCCCAACCUCCGCUUCGAAGUCGACGAUUUUGAAGCGCCUUGGUCUUACAGCCAACCUUUCGACUACAUCCACGGGCGUGAAUUAGAAGGCUUCAUCCGUGACCACGACCGACUUUUCGUUCAAGCCCUCAACAACCUAAAGCCUGGUGGAUGGAUGGAAAUCGCAUCAAUCGAAGUCAACUCCUUCUCUGACGAUGACACGCAUCUUAAAGCUACGUCCAUGAUGGAGGGGGUCAAGAACAUGCACUUAAGUGCCCGGAAGUUCGGAAAGGAUUUUGACACCGUGUCGACUUGGAAGGGCCGAAUGGAAAAGGCGGGCUUCGUCAACGUCCGUGAAGAUGUCUACAAGCUUCCCCAAAGCCCCUGGCCCAAAGACCCCAAGAUGAAGGAGCUCGGGCGUUACCACCAGGUCAACAUGAUUGAAGCCAUGCCGCCCUACUGUUAUGCCUUAUUUACACGUAUGCUGGGAUGGAGUCGUGCUGAGAUUGAAGUCCUAGUGGCAGGCAUGCGGAAGGAAUUACGGGAUACGUCGCUUCAUCUAUACUCGCGACUCCAUAUUAUUUACGGGCAGAGGGCGCUGUGAGCCGGUACUGAUGAUUGAUAGCUAAUGAAUUUGCAUCUGAGCAUGGGUUUGUGUUUUAUUUUGAGCGAAUUAUUGCAUGUCUCGCUAGGGGGCGGUUCGAAGUCUUGAAAUUUUUUUUUUUUUUUUCGCGUGGUAUUUCAUUGCAUCAUUUAUACUAUCGGCUUACCGCUGCACUGUUUUAAUUAUGAUGGAUACGUCUGACUGUGAUGAUAGUAAGUAGGUCAAGUCUAUAUUCAUUCGAUCUUUCGUCCUCUAUCUUAUUCUAUACUAGUAUGGAUCUUCCAUGUAUGUACAAGCAACGAGCCGCCUUGGCAGGAUUCAGUCAUUUUCCAUACCAUUUUUUCAUUGUCUGGAAUAUAGUUUCGGGAAUCAUGAUCUCCCUGCAUCCGACUGCGGCUAUCGAGCCCGUUCUUUGUGUGACUGGGCCCUAUACUCAACGUCAGAUAUAAGCGUUCACAGUACACCCUGCACGACAGUCCGCCGCGACACUUUCCUUCUUUACUUUCCGAGCGUGCUCCAAACAACCUUACUGACGAUGGGUCUUGGGUAACUAAAAUGGCCAUUUUAAACGAGAAGCGCGAUUACAUGUCAACCCCAGGGGUCCUCGCGCGAAUGAUUCAUUGUCUCCACUGCAAGACGUAUGUCUCCAGAAUCGAUCUUAGGUGACCGACAUUACAGGAUUACUACAACCUAAUGAGAGUGCCUGAGACAAG
Molecule: messenger RNA, 2562 nt
Organism: Aspergillus alliaceus
Lineage: Eukaryota; Fungi; Ascomycota; Eurotiomycetes; Eurotiales; Aspergillaceae
Product: class I SAM-dependent methyltransferase
Exons: 10
Coding region: 728-1849 (373 amino acids)
Molecular function (GO): methyltransferase activity
Source: RefSeq, a predicted model, not a curated record